Molecule: messenger RNA, 4541 nt
Organism: Agelaius phoeniceus (red-winged blackbird)
Lineage: Eukaryota; Metazoa; Chordata; Aves; Passeriformes; Icteridae
Source: RefSeq, a predicted model, not a curated record
UCCCUUCCGUGACAUUUCGCCUUUCAGGGUUCCUCGGCGCGUGUGUCAGGCUGCUGUUGUGUUGCUGAACGUUUUGUUACUAAUUACUGUUUUGCUGCUAAUUUCCGAGUGGUUAUCCUCCCUCCCUCAAUGGGCUGGUCCUUGCAGAGUCUGGCCUGAGGUGAAAUGAUGCUGAUAACUGAUACCACCUUGGGCAUUUGGCUUUUUCUUUUACUUUGUGAACAGGUUUGGGGUGGGGGGACAGCACAGAGCAGCUGAGGGGGCUCCCUGAAGAGCUGGCUGGGAUCUCGGGUGCUCCUCAGGUGCUUUCUGCCUGUAGGAAUGUCACACAGAAUUUUCCCCUGGAGAACAGAAGGGUGAAGGAAAGCUUGAGGAUGGCACAAAAAGCUGCCAUAAAGCAGCAGAAUGUGUGAGCUGCAAUGUAACCCAUGUUUUCAUGAGUACAGUACACUGCAAUUGUGAUUGCACGUUAUUUUUAUAUAAUUGUUUUCUGAGACAGCAGCCCAUUAGGAAAUAGUGGGUUCUGUAAUGGUGAUGACAGCUGUGUACCUGUACCACUAUCUUUAAUCAUGGAAUCAUAGAGUGGCUUGGGUUGGAGGGCUCCUUCAAGAUCAUCCAGUACAGUUUGACAUGAUUUUCCACUUUAUCAUGCAGGUGUGUGGGGUUUGGUUUUAUAUUUUCACAAACACUCCAGGAGCUGGAGUGAUUGAAGAAGUUUCCCGCUUGAUGCGCCAUUUUCUUUUUCUCGUUAAAAAAAGUGCUGUAAAGAGUCCUGCAGGCGUGUGUAAGUGAAAUUUCUCUCUCACCACCCUGAAGAAUACAUGAGGAACUUGUGCAAUGCCCAGUCCUGUGGCAGUUUUGGUGAGAGUGCUGUGUUUGCUGCAGGUGUGUGCCCGGAACGAUGGCGACAGAGUCCCCGCGCCGCCCCAGCCGCUGCACUGGAGGAGUGGUGGUUCGCCCUCAAGCUGCCACGGAACAGUCCUACAUGGAAAGUGUUGUUACCUUCCUCCAAGAUGUUGUGCCACAGGCCUACAGUGGAACCCCACCAGAAGAAAAAGAGAAAAUUGUCUGGGUCAGAUUUGAAAAUGCAGAUUUAAAUGAUACCUCCAGGAAUAUGGAAUUCCACGAGAUCCACAGCACUGGGAAUGAGCCCCCGCUGCUGCUGCUGCUGGGCUACAGCGAUGGGAUGCAAGUGUGGAGCAUUCCUAUCAGUGGGGAGGCUCAGGAGCUGUUCUCGGUGCGCCACGGGCCGGUUCGAGCUGCUCGGAUCCUUCCAGCUCCUCAGAUCAGUGCUCAGAAAUGUGAUAAUUUUGCUGAGAAGAGGCCUCUGCUUGGUGUGUGCAAAAGCAUUGGGUCUUCUGGCACCAGCCCACCUUACUGCUGUGUGGAUCUGUACUCCCUGAGAACAGGAGAGAUGGUCAAGUCCAUCCAGUUCAAAACUCCUAUUUAUGACCUGCAUUGCAAUAAAAGGAUCCUCGUUGUGGUCCUGCAGGAGAAAAUCGCCGCCUUUGACAGCUGCACUUUCACCAAAAAAUUCUUCGUCACCAGCUGCUAUCCUUGUCCAGGGCCAAACAUGAAUCCUAUUGCUCUUGGAAGCCGCUGGCUUGCUUAUGCAGAAAACAAGCUGAUCCGAUGCCAUCAGUCCCGUGGUGGAGCCUGUGGAGACAACAUUCAGUCUUACACUGCCACAGUCAUUAGUGCUGCCAAAACAAUAAAGACUGGGCUGACCAUGGUGGGGAAGGUGGUGACCCAGCUGACGGGGACGCUGCCGUCGGGAGCCACCGAGGAGGAAAUCCUGGCUCACAGCAACCUGCGCAGGAGUCCCCUGGUGCCCGGCAUUGUCACCAUCAUCGACACCGAGACGGUGGCAGAGGGACAGGUGCUGGUGAGUGAGGACUCGGACAGCGAUGGCAUCGUGGCCCAUUUCCCUGCCCAUGAGAAACCCAUUUGCUGCAUGGCCUUCAACCCCAGUGGGAUGUUGCUGGUCACCACUGACACAUUAGGCCACGAUUUCCAUGUUUUCCAAAUCCUGACACAUCCUUGGUCAUCAUCACAAAGUGCCGUCCAUCACUUGUACACACUUCACAGGGGAGAGACCGAAGCCAAAGUCCAGGAUAUCUCCUUCAGCCACGACUGCCGCUGGGUGGUGGUCAGCACGCUCCGAGGCACUUCCCACGUGUUCCCCAUCAACCCCUACGGAGGCCAGCCCUGUGUCAGGACCCACAUGUCCCCACGCGUGGUCAAUCGCAUGAGCCGCUUCCAGAAGAGCGCGGGGCUGGAGGAGAUCGAGCAGGAGCUGACGUCCAAGCAGGGCGGGCGCUGCAGCCCCGUGCCCGGCCUGUCCAGCAGCCCCUCUGGCUCACCUCUCCAUGGUAAAUUGAACAGCCAAGACACUUACAAUAACUUCACAAACAACAACCCUGGCAAUCCUCGGCUCCUGCCUCUCCCAAGUCUGACUGUGGUGUUGCCUCUUGCUCAGAUCAAGCAGCCAAUGACAUUAGGGACCAUCACCAAACGCACAGGACCUUACCUGUUUGGAGCAGGAUGUUUUUCCAUAAAAGCUCCUUGCAAAUCCAAACCAGCCCCACAGAUUUCACCCAGUAAGUCUGUGGGAGGGGAGUUUUGUGUCGCUGCAGUCUUUGGAGCUUCAAGGUCAUGGUUUGCAAACAAUUCUGGUCUCAAACGAGAAAAAGACCAGUCCAAGCAGUUUGUGGUGGAGUCCCUGUACAUCAUCAGCUGCUACGGGAGCCUGGUGGAGCACGUGCUGGAGCCGCGGCCGCUCAGCACCGCGCCCAAGAUCAGCGACGACACCCCCCUGGAGAUGGGCACCUGCCCCAGGGCCAGCUGGACUUUGGUCAGAACUCCUCAGUGGAAUGAGCUCCAACCACCAUUUAAUGCAAACCAUCCACUGCUCCUGGCUGCAGAUGCUGUGCAGUACUACCAGUAUCUUCUGGCUGGCUUGGUGCCUCCAGGGAGCCCUGGGCCCAUCACCCGGCACGAGUCCUACGACAGCCUGGCCUCCGACCACAGCGGGCAGGAGGAUGAGGAGUGGCUGUCCCAGGUGGAAAUUGUGACUCACACGGGGCCUCACCGACGCCUGUGGAUGGGCCCUCAGUUCCAGUUCAAAACCAUCCACCCCUCGGGCCAAACCACCGUCAUCUCCUCCAGCUCCUCCGUGCUGCAGUCCCAUGGGCCCAGCGACACCCCCCAGCCUCUCCUGGACUUUGACACGGAUGAUCUCGAUCUCAACAGCCUCAGGAUCCAGCCGGUGCGCUCCGAGCCCGUCAGCAUGCCCGGGUCCCCGCGGCCCGCGGCCGACCGGCGCGGCGUCUCCACGGUCAUCGAUGCUACUUCAGGUGCCUUCGACCGGAGCGUGACGCUGCUGGAGGUGUGUGGGAGCUGGCCCGAGAGCUUCGGUCUGCGCCACAUGUCCUCCAUGGAGCCCAGCGAGGAGGGGCUGCGCGAGCGCCUGGCCGACGCCAUGUGCGAGUCCCCCAGCAGGGACAUGGUGGGAUCAGGAACAGACACAGCCGGUGAAGUAGCAGUAAAAAACAUCACCACAAAGAGGCACAUGGCUUUGAAAUGUUUUGAGCUUCAGCGAGAGGGAAGCAUAGAAACGCUCAGUAACAGCUCGGGCUCCACCAGCGGCAGCAUCCCCCGCAACUUCGACGGCUACCGCUCCCCCCUGCCGACCAACGAGAACCAGCCCCUGAGCCUGUUCCCCACGGGAUUCCCCUAAAGCCGCCGCCCCUCGGGGACACACCCAGGAGGGGACACAUCCAGCCCGCCCCUGCGCCUGUUCCCCACGGGAUUCCCCUAAAGCCGGCGCCCAGCAGGGACACACCCAGCCAGGGGAAGGAGCCGCCUCUCCCCCCGUCAAUCCCGCUGUGUCUGUCACCUGCCGGCUCCCGGGAUGGUUCUCGUUGCCCCGAUGAAUAUUGAUGACUCUUAAACCUUCCUGAAGCAUCCUCAUGAAAUCUUGACUCUGUGUUCCUGUGCAAUACGAAGAGGCUCCAUCUUCAGUCCUGAGAGCUCUGCAGCUUCUUUUCUCGCUGUCUUCAGGAAGAGGUUGGGUGAGGAGAAAUACUCCUAAGCCAUCUUGGGUCAAGCACAAGGUUUCACGACUGUUCUCUGCUUUUUUCGUGCUGAGAGAUGAAUCUCUGUAAGUCAGAGGAGCUCUCACCAUUCGUGAAAGUGCCGAGCAUUAUUGGAUGAACUGGAGAGACUGGAAACUGGAGGACUUUCUGUGGACAGGGUUGAUGAUGUUAUUCCUUCCUCAUCAUGUCUCCUUGCUGCCCUUCUUCCCCUCUGAUACUCAGCAAUGCCAGGAGUAUUACCAAUGGAAAUGUUUCUUUUUGUUCUUUGGAAGAAUUCUCUCUCUCGCUCCAAUUUUCUUCUAGUCAUGUAUUUUAGAAAUGUACUUAAUUGACUAAUUGCAGUCACGGAUUUCUCAUAUUUGGUUAUAAAAGUUGUUCAUUGGAACUCAGAUUAUCUGUCCAGAAAUGCAUGUGUCAUUGAAUAAAUCUAAGUUAAACAAGAAA